AUGGCCGACAGUGAGGGUAGAGCUCACGGGGUGCAGCCCGGGCCGGCAAUUAGUGAUCGCGGUCACCCAAUGCCACGGAGGGCUUCACCUCAAGGGUCCGUUACCCUUCGACACCAUCGAUUGGCCAGAGACGCUUCCAUGAAGCCCGAGACGGGGAGCAAUGCUGUCUCCGGGAGCUCACCGAGGAGGAACUCAUCAGGUGAAAGCCACGUCACGGGUCAAAGUGAUCCUAAGAAAUGGUUUGAUCUUUCCAACAGCAAUGCGCCCGCGGCAUUUGACCAUGCUACCAUGGACGUUGAUCCUCCCUUCUAUCAGAAACAGUCCGACUCAUCCAACGAAGAAAUGCUACCGCCUGCUCGUGAAAGCGCGUACCUUCAUGUUCCGACAGCCCUCCAGUCUCAACACUUCAGCAGGCCUACCAUGGGAGCGCAGAGUAGCAGCGCAGAAGAUUACAGGAGUGUUAUUGAUGACCUGACGAUCGAGAACAAACGGCUCAAGGAUGAAUUGAAAAGAUACAGGCAAUUUGGACCCGAGCUCCUCCGAAAAGACAGGCUUUUUGAAAUAAAAGUGCACGGUUUGGCAGGGAGUAAGAGGAGAGAACUCGAAUCAACGUUGCGUGAUUUUGCAGCGAGCCUAGAGGGAUCACCAGCGACAUCGACGCAGCGAAAGAAGGGUUCGAAGCAUGCAAGCCGACUCCAGGGAUCAAGUUCAAAUUCCAAGCACGCGUCUUCGUCGUCGUCACAUUCGCGCCCCGUCGAUUCCGCCUACGCGUCAAUGUCGACUGGACGCAGCUCGACUGGGGCGAACGGCGCCUCCGCCUCGCUCGGCAGGCCGUCGUUCGGUCGAACGAAAUCGUCUACCGAUCACAAAGUGGAGAGCUACCUUCAAGACAUCCCGGAAGGCUUGUUUCCACGGCCGGUUGCGAUGACAGAUAAAGAGAAAAAGAAGUUGGUAGUGCGUAGGCUCGAGCAGCUUUUCACAGGCAGGAUGCCUGGGAAGCACAGGUUUUCACGCAACAAAUCCUUGCUGUCGGUCCAAGAGCCAAAUCCUAGCGCGGUCGUUGGUCCGCCGCCGCCCCAAGACUCUGAACCUAGGGAAGCUCGCAUCGAACUGCAAGGGAAGAUGACUUCAGCAGAGAACCUAUCAGCUUCGAAUUCCAACGGCGAAAAUGAGACUGGCGGGGCUCGUACGGGCAGUGGAAGUGGUAGUAACGAGCACAGGGGACAGGACACCUCGCCACAGGCCGACGAACUCGCGGAGCAGAGGGCUACAAGACCUCGAGACCUAGAUCCGGAUCGGGUUCAAGUACCAUCAGAGAACAUGCAAUAUAUCCGGCAUCUGGGUGUCACGGCUCCGAAAGACCUUGAAGAGACCAGGUUCAGGCCGCAGGACGUCUCGAUUGAUGCAGAAGGCUGGAUUCAUCUCAAUCUUUUGUGCAAUCUGGCACAGUUGCACAUCCUAAAUGUGACCCCUAGCUAUAUCCGAGCGGCAAUCAGCGAGAGGUCUGCGAAAUUCCAACUCUCCCGUGACGGUCGAAAGAUCCGUUGGCGUGGUGGCGUUGAAGGGACGAAGUUCAGCAGCGACAGCAGCGGAGACAACUCGCAACGGAGUCCCGAGACGGACGUCACAGAUGGCUCGAACGAGGAUGGGCAGAGAAAGAGACAGAGGAAAAGCGAGUCGACUUCAGACCCCUCGAGCCAGGCCAAGCUGGGCCCUCAGAAUUCAACACCCUCAGACGGCUUCCACUACAAGCCUCUCUUUCUACACAACCGUUCUUCAUCUGCGGAGACCUCCAUGGAUGAGACGGGCUCGCAGGCGUCAUACGGGGCUGUGGAGCACAGCAACUUGAACUCUCGGUCGACAGGUUUCGUCAGUGGGUCCGCAUCUUCACCCAGGAAGAAGCGCCGCAACGACGGCGCAAUCAUCUACUACAACGGUGCACCAUUCUGUACCGAUCUCUCGGGUGAUCCGGGAGAUAUAUCGCCUACCACAUACUUGGCGUCCUCGACCCAGGACCAAACUUCGAAGAACAGUGGAGUAGAGUCCCCUGGUCUGACCCGCACCAUCUCCGGCUCAUCUCUCCCGUUCCGACCACUUGUCGAUGGUCCCGAGUACACAGAUGUGGACAUGGAUCAGGAGCCUGAGCUGGUCAAUGACGAUGGAGAGCUGUCAGACAACGAGGCCGACUUCAACUUCCCCUGGUGCAGCGACCCUGGGACGCCCCAACUUAGGCCGCUCGAGCCUCAGCUGGAGCCAUGUGGGCUCGGCGGUGUCACUCCCGAAGAUCACUUCGCCAUACUUGUUGUGACCCAACAGCCCAUCAAGAGUUCGCAGCGCGCCCCGCCUCCCUUGGUCCGCUUAGGGUCAAACGAGACAGCGGAGUCAAUCUGGAGCAGAAUCGCCGCCCUGACAGAAACUUCAUCACACCCGUCACCCCGGCGUCCUGAUCACCCGCCUUGUGUCCCAGUGCAAGUUGUUGCUCAGAGAUACAAGGCGCUCAAGCCGCUGCCUCUGCCUCCGCCCGCAAUGUUUUACCCUCCGUUCACUGAAACCACUGAAUCGGAAGACUCAGGUUUCGAGGAUGGUUCCGAAGAUGAGGACGACGACUCAGACGUCAAUAUGGACAGCUUCGAAGCCAUCUCACAGCGAGUGAACCCAAAACAGUCUGACCAGGAUUUCCUCAUGAGAGGCGCUCCGAGGUCCGACUCCGGCGACGAGGACAUGGGCGGCCUCAACCCGAAGAUUGCGCCCAAGGCAUCGUUCGCUCCUGGUGUCCGCAAGAUGUCUCACGGUUCCAGCAGGCCCGGUCGAAGUCUGAUCCAAGGCCAGGAUGUGCAUCCAGAUAGUUCCGGUGCCACGGCAGGGGGGGAGGCCAGUGGCUACAGCAGCAGUGAGGAGGAUGAAGCUUAG
Molecule: messenger RNA, 2910 nt
Organism: Diaporthe amygdali
Lineage: Eukaryota; Fungi; Ascomycota; Sordariomycetes; Diaporthales; Diaporthaceae
Product: frequency
Exons: 2
Coding region: 1-2910 (969 amino acids)
Biological process (GO): regulation of DNA-templated transcription; circadian rhythm
Cellular component (GO): nucleus; cytoplasm
Source: RefSeq, a predicted model, not a curated record